Pelobates cultripes (western spadefoot toad) is the source of this 477-nucleotide messenger RNA. The record is from the annotation of a GenBank genome assembly. Lineage: Eukaryota; Metazoa; Chordata; Amphibia; Anura; Pelobatidae.
AUGCCUGCGGCUAUUCCACCGGUGGUCAGCAAAUUCACACCAGAGCAACCACGCAGCCUGUGGAAGGCCGCACUCAGGUCGACUAUGGAGCCCAAAAUCGCUCCCACCCUCCCCCCUAUGGACCGGCGGGAGUCACACCCUGAGGGAGUCAAGAUGGCCGCCGAAUUGGGACCCAGCUCACUCCAAACUCCCAAGAGGUGGGCCACCCAGAAGUACAGCAUCACACAAGCCUUUGACAAAUACUGGGCAAAAUAUCGGGAAAUACCCCUACAGGAUGUAACAAAGUGUUCCACUGCAAAACCGACCCAAAGCAACUUGCAGAUCGACACGAAUCCAAGCUGGAUUACAGCCAAGCAAACCACAAGGCAGCAGGAGAGUAAGCAGAGGCAAUGCAUCAGACGGAGAGCCUCCCAAGACCAAACCUGGUCACGCAAGCCAUACCUGCCUCAGGCUGCCACCAACCGCACUCCCAGAUAA